GUCCAGGUUCUGCCCGCCCCAGCCAGAAGCUUCCUCCUUGGACUGUGCACAGUUCCUGCAGGACUCUGGCCUCCAGGGCUGCCUGGCAUCUGGGGGUUUCUGUGGAGCUCAAGAUCUUCUGGCUGAAGCCCAGGCUCACCGGCGUCUUCAGGCCCCUCCAUGAAUGGGGCAAACCAAACCACCGUGGGGCCCUCAGAGCUCCCAGAGUCAUCAGCCGUGUCCCCUGGACCGGGCACUGGGGCCCGGGCAUGGCCUGUGCUGGUAGGGGUCGUGCUGGGGGCUGUGGUCCUCUCUCUCCUCAUUGCUCUUGCUGCCAAAUGCCACCUCUGCCGCAAAUACCGGGCCAGCUACCAGCACCGCCCGCUGCCCAGGACGGGGAAGGGGGUCUGCCCGGACGUGGGUGAAGAGGAGGACGACGGCUUCAUCGAGGACAAUUACAUUCAGCCCGGCGCUGGCGGGCUGGGGACUGAGGGCAGCAGGGACAACUUUUCCUUCUGAGCCCCAAUCUUUAGACCCCCUCCACCCCCCGCCCAUACCUGACAACUUAAGGAUAGUGGAUACUACACAGGGGCCACAAGCCUCAGGGAGAGAGGUAUCUAGGGCUCCAGGGCUAACCAGGGGUGGAGCAACCCUCCCCUGACACUAGCUACUAAAGUGACAAACCCUCUCUUGGUCAGUAACCCUCAAUGGCUCCCUGCUGUUCUCAGGACAACUACCAAGGGCCUGGCUAGGGAAAUAAGGCCUCUUUCAGCCUUUUGGUUCACUUUCCCAACCUCACUGCCUACUAAACGAAUUAUUUGUUAUUCCUCUUCUCCCACAUGGUGUUUCUCCAUGCCCUUUUUGCUCACACUCUCAACCCGGCCUACACUGCCCUUCUGUUCUCUCAAAUCCUC
This is a messenger RNA of Callorhinus ursinus (northern fur seal), 893 nucleotides long. It is a transcript of the gene CUNH1orf210, whose product is annotated as chromosome unknown C1orf210 homolog. Lineage: Eukaryota; Metazoa; Chordata; Mammalia; Carnivora; Otariidae. The record is from RefSeq and is a predicted model, not a curated record.